AUGGCCGGACGAAACGUGCCAGGCUUCGGCAGCGGAUCUUUUCCAAAGGAAUACAAGAUCCCCGCUUGGCCAAACGACCUGUCCUGGGAAGAGAGCGCGCAGCUCCGAACCAUUGCGCUUGAUGGCUUCAAGCGCGAGAGCCUCAACGAGGAGUAUCUGGAAGGUCCAAAUGCAGAGUUCAAGAUGCAGGGUCGUGAGACAUACUGGCAAGCCUCGGGCCAGUACUUCAUGUACUACUGCCAGCGCUUUCGAAAGUGGCGAAUAGCCGAGAUCAGUGCCUUCAGUCAGAACAUGGCCGGCGAAUGCUACGCUUUCGUGUCAGAUGCCCACCCCAACCGGGACAUCCAGAACAGUUCGCUGCUGAAAGGCUUCAUCGAAGUGGAGAACGGCCAGUGGGUCAACCGGGAGGACGCCGGCGUGUCGAAACUCGGGCGCCUGGGCGACCAGCUCGACGAGGCUCCCGAGGAGGCCCAGGCAGAGGAGGCCUGCGAAGCGACGCAGGAGCAGUCCGAGGACGGCGAGACCUCGAAAUGCCCUGUGAUGCCAGUGGUGCGCAAAGCCAGGGACAAGGUGGUUCAGGCAGCAAAAGAAGCUGGAAAGUGGGCCAGGCGGCUUUUCCCCAACUAUUUGGGAGCACCAGAUGAGGAGGACAUAGCUCCCGAAAGGCAGAAUCCGCUCUUUGCCGGAGAUGUACCUGCAAAGGGCGGCUGCAACUCUCAGACUUUGGACGGCUGUAGCUUCAAGGAGCAGUUCUUCAUUGAGAAGCAACGGAAUGCUUCAGAAGACCAGCGAAAAAGUGAGCUGCAGCGUCUUGCCCGGAUGCACCUCGGCACUGACCGGAAGUUGAGCUCGGGAUCACUGCGACCCGGGUUCGAAUUCUACAAGAGCUCACGGCCAAGGAUGCCUAAGGCUUCCGAGGCUGAGUUGCGCCUGAGCACCGGCGCCAGGGAACUCCUGGGCCUGUGUGAGCGCUGGUUCAUGCUGGGUCUCGUGAGCCAAAACUGCCCGCGACAUCUUCUGGGAACAAUGCUGGGUCUCAAAAACGCCUUGGACGGCAUGGCAGGCACGGCUGCGCCAGCCGUUGGCGGGAUGCUGUACUACAUCGGCAGGCCGCUGCCUUACACUGUGGCAGCGCUCUUUGCCUUCGCCAUGGCCGUCUUCUACAUCUCCUUGCCCCCUUCUGCCCUGGCCCCGACAGGGUCCGAGGAGCUAAAGCCGCUGAUGACGCCCAAAGUCAAGGCUGAGACAGAAGAAGCGGAAGUGAAAGCUCCCCUGCAUCACGUGCAGUCGUCUGCCCUGCCGCUGUCGAUGUAUGCCGGAAAGCACUACUCGUCACAGUGCCUCCUGAAUCAGCUCAGUUUGGUCAUGGACCCCGAGCUGCGGGAGCUUUACAACAUAACGGUGGAUCGGAUUGAGAAGGAGAAGGGCACCGUCGAGGGCACCAGCGGCAUUCGUUCAGUUGCCACAGUUUGCAGUGGGCUUUCGGCCCGAACGCAGCUGAACCAGAUGAACCGGAGCCUCGGCGAGGUGCGGCCUAUGAGCUCAGACAAUGCGUUAGCAGCACAUCUGCCACGGAGAGACGACGACUCGCCAGACCGUUCGAUGGCAUGA
Molecule: messenger RNA, 1611 nt
Organism: Symbiodinium necroappetens
Lineage: Eukaryota; Dinophyceae; Suessiales; Symbiodiniaceae
Source: the annotation of a GenBank genome assembly